Molecule: messenger RNA, 1629 nt
Organism: Sordaria macrospora k-hell
Lineage: Eukaryota; Fungi; Ascomycota; Sordariomycetes; Sordariales; Sordariaceae
Molecular function (GO): protein binding
Source: RefSeq, a predicted model, not a curated record
AUGGAAGCGCUCGAAGACAUAAAGCGUCGCACGACCGGCAUCCUCUCCUCGAUAUCGACGACUUUGACUUCCAAACACCAGGCGAAUGAUCACGGGGCUCACAUGAGGGGCAGUUGGGAGAAGAUAAAAGUCCCCGCCCUUCCCAGAUCCUCCCAUUCAAUCGACAUUGUCGCCGGAACAGCCUACCUCUUUGGCGGCGAGGCCGAGAAUGCCCAUCAGCCUACGGACAACGAUAUGCACGCUAUUGUCCUUCCUUCGAGUAGUGCCCCGGCGGACUACUAUGCCAUCAAGGCGAAGUCGCCAAGGGCCACAGAUACCUCGGACGAGAAGAACAAGUCCCCCGAAACCAACGAGUCGAGCGAGACUCCUGCCCCGCGUGUCGGUCACGUCACAGCUGUUAUCGGCCACCGCAUCUUCCUCUUCGGUGGACGCGGCGGUCCUGACAUGACUCCCCUCGACGAAGCCGGCCGUAUCUGGGUCUUCGACACCCGUACUCACUUCUGGUCUUACCUUGACCCCGUCUCCCCCGUCAGCGGAAAAUCACCCGCUGUCCCUGAGCCACGCAGCUACCAUUCGGCCGUGGCAACCGACAAGCCCCGCAACUUCAGCAAGACAUCACCCACGAAGAAGAGCCACAGCCGACCUACCACCAGCUCUUCCACUAGUAAUAAUUUUGGAGGUGACAUUGGCGAAGGCCUCAUUAAGCGCACGAACACCAUCCGUGACUGGGCCACGGGUGACCGCGACGUGGACGAAGUUGGCACCCCACAGCGUCCCAUUGUCGGUAAGGUAGCUGAGCACGCUGUCGAUGCCGACGUGGAUGGCUAUGGCACCUUUAUUAUCCACGGCGGUUGUCUGGCCGAUGGCAAGAGAACCUCUGACCUGUGGGCCUUCGACAUCCACUCACGCAUCUGGCAACAAUUGCCCGACGCCCCAGGCCCGGCCCGUGGUGGUGCUGCUCUUGCACUGAGCAGGAGCAGACUGUACCGCUUUGGCGGGUUCAAUGGUGAGACCCAAGAGGGCGGGCAGCUGGAUUAUCUGGAGCUCGUGCUCGAGGAGUUCGACGACCAGGUCGGCAAGGGAGACGCCAGCAUUUCGGUCAAGGAUGGGUGGAAGAGCUUGUUGCAGGGUAGGGAGGACGUGGGAUACAAGGAGCCCGAUCCGGCGCCUGUUCCUACUGUUCUUGGUAGCCAAGACCCCGAUGAGGAUCAGUGGCCGGGGGCGAGAAGCGUUGCUGGAUUCGAGGCGAUCACGGUCGGCGGUGGCCGAGAGUAUCUUGUCCUCAUACUUGGAGAGAAGGAGGGCAGUGGCAAGGGCCACGAUGCCACAGAAAAGUUCUAUGACGAUGUCUGGGUCUACCAGGUCCCCGCAGAGGGCAUGAGUCUGGCAAGCGUCGGGGAUAAGGUGAACUCUGUCGUUGGAAGGAAAAGCAGGGAAGGUCAUUGGACUAAGGUUGAUACUGUCCCACAUGAUGCCGAAGAUGUUGCCUCGGUUGGCGGCCCUGGCCCAAGAGGCUGGAUUGCUAGUGCUGCCAUGGGCGAGCUUGAGGAAAACAGUAUCUUGAUCUGGGGUGGUUUGGAUUCCGAGAACAAGAGACUGGGAGACGGCUGGAUUUUGAGAUUGCUCUAA